Molecule: messenger RNA, 1716 nt
Organism: Penicillium brevicompactum
Lineage: Eukaryota; Fungi; Ascomycota; Eurotiomycetes; Eurotiales; Aspergillaceae
Exons: 1
Coding region: 1-1716 (571 amino acids)
Source: RefSeq, a predicted model, not a curated record
AUGCUAUGCCCACGGCCCGCAAUCCCAAGACUACCACCCGACAUCCUUGCCGAUGUCGAAACGCUAAUUGGAUACCGAAACAGUCACAAUUUGUUGACAUCUACGACAUCAAUUGCCCCCAGCGUGGUUCUUCAACAGUCUGCGGAGCACAAUCCUCUGAGACUUUCAUGUUGGAAGGGCGAUAUAACAACAUUGACCCACGUCACAGCAAUUGUCAAUGCAGCCAAUGCCCAACUCGAAGGCUGCUUCCGCCCUGAGCACCGCUGCAUCGAUAAUGUCAUUCACUCGGCUGCUGGGCCACGUCUUCGAGAUUCAUGCCAUUCCUUGAUAGAAGCUCAAGGCUACGUGGAGCCAGUGGGCUCCGCCAAAGUUACACCAGGAUUCCUACUUCCAGCUCCGUGGGUACUGCAUACUGUUGGUCCACAGCUGAACCCUGGACAAAAGCCCCAGCUACAUCAUAAAGCUCAAUUGGCAUCUUGCUACGCCUCGUGUCUGGAUGCGGCAGAGUCGUUGCCUGCUCUGGAAGAUGGUAGCAAGGUUGUCGCUUUCUGCUGUAUAUCAACGGGACUCUUUGCCUUCCCAUCCGAGCUUGCAGCAGAAAUUGCUGUGGAUACAGUUGUGUCCUGGCAUAAGGAACACCCCGAUACAAGCAUCACUGAAAUUGUUUUCAACACUUUCCUUGACAAAGAUUGGACAUUGUAUCAAGAAAAACUGACCCGGCUACGAAAUUCGACACCCGAGAUCUCAAACCUCAGCAUUCAUUCAUCACCUCGGCUAUCGCAGUCAUUGCAUUCAUCCAAGUCAUGCCAAACAUUGGUCCAGAUUCCAAAUGAUGCCCUGACAAAGGCACGCACUUGGAUCAACGAAGCAUCCAAUUUGAUUAUCUCAGCUGGUGCUGGUCUCUCCGCUUCAACAGGUCUCGACUACACUUCUACUGCUCUGUUUGACAAGCACUUCCAUGCAUUCACUGCGAAGGGCUUGCGCAGGUUAUAUGAUGUUUUUGGAUACAACGACUGGGACAGCCCGGGGCAAAAAUGGGGCUAUUAUUUCCUUCAUUUGGACAUUGUGCGCUCCUGGCCCGCGUCGCCAGUUUAUGAUGCCCUUCGCGGGCUGGCUGAUCGGUUUGAAUCCAAGUAUUUCGUCCGCACCACGAAUGCAGAUGGCUUCUUUUUGAAGAAUGGCUUCGAUGCGAAUUUCAUAUCCACUCCACAGGGGCAGUAUCGUCUCCUACAAUGCUACAACAAAUGUCGCACCGAUGCUGUGUUUCCUUCCGAUCCUUUGGUCAAUGCUGCGCUGCCUUCCAUUGAUCCUGUUACUCAGGUUUUGACCGACCCAACAAAGAUCCCGCACUGUCUCUUUUGUGGUGGUGAGGUCACAAUUUGUGUGCGCGGUGGCAACUACUUUAAUGAUGAGCCUUUCCGGGAACAGAAUUUGAAGUGGGAUAGGUUCUUGAGGGGCCUGAAUGGAGAGCAGGAAGGGCAGAAGGCUGGAUCAGCGAAGACCGUUAUACUUGAAUUAGGUGUUGGGUUGAACACGCCGGGAGUGCUGCGGUGGCCGAAUGAAGACUUGGUGAUCGAGUCGGAGAAUCAAGACUUCCGACUCAUUCGUAUUGGGAUCGGAGCUUCGGGGUGUGUUCCUUGGGAGCUGGAGGAAGAAAACUUGGCCGUUGGAGUCUCAGCCGAUGUCAAGACGGCGUUGGAUUUGCUAACAUCUUGA